AUGCUCACCCCCACGUUUAACUGUAAACUCAAGCGCCACAACGCCAAGAAGGCGUUCCUCCCACCAUCAACGCCUUGUCGUUGUCGACGGAAAAUGACUCGGGUGCAAAGCGAUGGCCUUGACCGUCUCAAAGCUGUGGAGUUCCACGGCUUUGCACACACGCUCAAUGCCCUUAUGCACCGCUUCCACCACCUACAUUGCAAGGGAGCCAAAUCUCGACCGCCGCAGCCGCAGCUGACAAGCCAUGGCCCGACCGCCACGGAUGCACUCCUGCCGCCUCCCACCUAUGCCGCCGCUGCUGCAGCCCACCGAUGCCGCCACCCACCGACGCUGGUGCCCUCCCCCGCUGCCGCCUUCCUCCACCGCCGUCCAUCGUUGUCGCCGUCCACCGAUGCUGCUGCCUACCGAUGA
Molecule: messenger RNA, 411 nt
Organism: Aphanomyces astaci
Lineage: Eukaryota; Oomycota; Saprolegniomycetes; Saprolegniales; Verrucalvaceae
Exons: 3
Coding region: 1-411 (136 amino acids)
Source: RefSeq, a predicted model, not a curated record